UGGCGGAAGUCUUAUCAGCGAACUAGGAGGAGCAAAGAGUAUCCAUCUUCUUAAGCAUCGUUUCAUUGUCUUCCUCGUUCCUGUUCAGACAUCGUCGUAACUUGCCAGAAUAUCAUCACGUCAACCUCGAGCGGUUGGAUGCCUUCCGUCAAUGGCUUCUGCGCACCCUUUCCACCUUCCGAUCCUUCGCCCCUCAGGACCGGUCAAGACAGGAUUUUGCCCGCGAGGCCAGCGAGUUUUGCCCGGAUCCCGUCGUGGGUCUCCCUCAACCGCACUUCUUCGGCCAAGCCUCCUCCCACCGCCCAGCAGGGCCAUGUGGAGAACUUGCAUUUGGUCUCCCUGUCCAGACAGGGGAAAUUCGAACAGGUCCAUGAGUUCAUCAAGAGCAUGGACGAGGCCGGCGUCGCCGUCAGUCCCUCCACGUAUAAAUCCCUCUUCGAAGCGUGUGGGGAGAUGGGGCUCUUAUCGGACGGAAGAUCGAUUCGCGAUCGGUUGAAGAACCCGCCUGGGUUUCUUGAAGAUUGCGCUCUCCAGAUGUACUGCGACUGCGGGAGCUUAUCGGAGGCGCGGAGACUGUUCGAUAAAAUGCCGGAGAGAAGUUCGUUCGCGUGGGGUACGAUGAUGUCAGCUUACGCGCAAAGUGGUGUUUUGGACAAAGCCUUUCAGUUGUUUUCGCUCUUGAUAGACUCUGGGGUUGGACCGAAAUUUUCCGUCUACACAAGUUUAUUGAGGUCAUUGAUGGACUCUUCUUGUUUGGAGAUUGGCAGACAGAUGCAUUCUCAUUUGAUAAGAACUGGGUCAGGUUCAAAUGCCUCGGUUGGCACGGCAAUUUGCAAUAUGUACGUUAAAUGUGGGUGGUUAGAGGGUGCCAGGAUCGUUUUUGAUCAGAUGGCGGAAAAGAAAGUGGUCGCUUGGACUGCAUUGAUGGUGGGGUGCACUGAGGCUAACAAGCAGAAUGAUGUUCUUCCUUUAUUUAUGAAAAUGGUCGAGGAAGGUGUGGAAUUGGAUGAGUUUGCAUUCUCUAUUGUUCUCAAAGCCUGCGCUUGGUUGGAGGACUUGAGAGUUGGAAGGCAAAUUCAUGGCUACAUUGUUAAGCUGGGAUUGGAAUCUGAAGUUUCUGUGGGAACUCCUCUCGUGGACCUUUAUGUGAAAUGCACGUGUUUCGAGUCUGCUCUCUUGGCAUUCCAGAAGAUAGACAACCCGAAUGAUGUUUCGUGGAGCACGUUGAUAUCUGGUUACUCUCAGUCUGGGAGAGUCGAGGAGUGCCUUAAAACUUACAAAUCUUUGAGAGUUAGAGAUGGAUCACUAAAUCCAUUCAUCUACACUAGCAUUUUCCAAGCAUGCUCCAUGCUUGCAGAUAUUAAUUCGGGUGCACAAGCUCACGCUGAUGCAAUAAAACGAGGUCUGAUCUCACCUUUAUAUGGGGAGAGUGCACUAAUCACCAUGUACUCUAAAUGUGGCAAUAUGGAUUAUGCCAGUCGAGUUUUCAAGUCAAUUAGUGAACCAGACACUAUAGCCUGGACUGCUAUAAUAGCUGGGUAUGCAUAUCAUGGCAUUGCUUCAGAAGCACUCAGGUACUUUAGGAAGAUGCAGGAUUCUGGUGCUAGGCCAAAUGGAGUCACUCUUGUUGCAGUCCUGACUGCUUGUAGCCAUUCCAGUUUAAUAACAGAGGCCAAGGGUUACUUGAAAUCGAUGAACAGUGAGUAUGGUGUUGCUCCUACAGUUGACCAUUUCAAUUGUAUGAUCGAUGUAUACUCUCGUGCCGGUUUACUUCAAGAGGCAUUUGAACUAAUUAAUAGUAUGAACUUUGAGCCUGAUGCAAUGAGCUGGAAAUGUUUACUUGCUGGAUGUUGGAACCAUAGAAAUCUUGAGCUUGGAAGGAUAGCAUCAGAGAAUCUUCUUCGGCUGAACCCGGAUGAUACUGCAGGUUACAUCCUCCUCUUUAACUUGUGCGUUUCGCAUGAGAAAUGGGAAGAAGCGGCAAGAAUUAGGAAGAAAAUGAUGGAAAAGAAAUUGAGGAAAGAGGUCAGUUGCAGCUGGAUUACGGUGAAGGGUAAAUGGCACAGGUUUAUAGUUGGGGACAGACACCAUCCUCAAACAGAGGAGAUUUAUGCAAAGCUGAAGGAAAUUGACUUUCUGGAUAGCAACAGUGGAGAUCGGUCCCAAUUAACUGAGGAGGAUGCAUCUUGUAUUUUGCCGGAGCGAAGACAACAGCUUCUUGAGCAUAGCGAGAGACUGGCAAUAGCAUUCGGGCUGCUCUCCUCGCCAAGGAAUUCGCCUGUUCUCAUUUUCAAGAAUCUUCGGGCUUGCAGAGAUUGCCACGAUUUUGCGAAGCAUGUGUCUACGGUCACCGAACGUGAGAUUGUAAUUAGAGAUUCGAGUAGGUUCCAUCAUUUUAAGCUUGGUCAGUGUUCUUGCUGUGAUUAUUGGUGAAUGUUGCACAUGCCGUCCUCUCUACUUACCUUGAUGGCCCAAGCUGCGUGACUGGUAGGUUACAGGAUGUCCGAUUUUGCUGUCCAUACGCACCUCAUUGAUUAUGUUAUAUGCCUGUGUAGAUUCUAUGGGCAAUGAGAGAAGUAGUUCAACUGUA
Eucalyptus grandis is the source of this 2590-nucleotide messenger RNA. Its product is annotated as pentatricopeptide repeat-containing protein At5g13270, chloroplastic. The coding region runs from base 139 to 2433 and encodes 764 amino acids. Gene Ontology annotation, molecular function: zinc ion binding; protein binding; RNA binding. The transcript has a single exon. The record is from RefSeq and is a predicted model, not a curated record. Gene Ontology annotation, biological process: RNA modification. NCBI's taxonomy places the organism in Eukaryota, Viridiplantae, Streptophyta, Magnoliopsida, Myrtales, Myrtaceae.